ACUUGACCCGUGGUUUCGAUAAUCUCUUCCCUCUCUUGCAACAUCGUAAACCCCUUCGCUCGCACAUUUUGAAGAACACAAGAAAUCAGAAACCUAGGAAAUUCUUUUGGUAUUCAAUUCGCCGGGAAUAAGAGGCAUCUAUCUUUUGGGUUGAAGUUGAAUCGUAAAAACAUUUCAUGGCUGAAGAAGUGACGAUGGUGGAACCUGGAAGAGCUCUGGGUAAGAGGAAAUUUGUUAAAAAGCAAGGCCGUAAAAAGUCAAGUAAGAAAGCAAAAGUGAUGCCACCACCCCAUGGACAGAAGAAAGUUAAAAUAGACAAAAAAAUGAAGAAACUUUUCCGCAAGCGAGCACGAGAGUAUAAUUCUGAUGAUGAAGAAGAUGAGGCCACUGUCCGUGUUUCCAAUAAAAGAAAUGAGGAGGAUGACGUGGAAAGUGAAGAUCUGUCUGAAGAUGAAGGAGUGACAGGGCGACAAAGAACAUGGAAUAAGAAUGCUACUGAUGUGAAUAAUGGCAUCUAUGACGAUGAAGGAGAAGAUAAUGGUGAAAUUCAGCCAGGAAUUACAAAAUUCACUGAAGGUUGUAGAGCAUUCAAGAUGGCCUUCAGGAAUAUUAUAAAGAAGAGUAUUUCUGAUGACCUAUUGGGUCCAGUAUUGUCAGGGCACAAGAAACUUGUUAUAGACAAACUUGCAGAAGAGGAAGCAGAACGCAAGAUCAAGGGAGAGGCAAAAAAGGAGAAGCAUAUGUUAGCCGAAAAGGGGCAUGUCAAACCUGCUACUUUCUUGGACUCACGUGAAAAGUUUCUAAUAAGUGUUGCAACAAAAGGAGUUGUCAAGUUGUUCAAUGCUGUCAAUAAGGCACAAACUGCUCAGAAAGGGUUGGACCCUUCAAGGACUAAGGAUGCAAAAGAGAUAAGAAAGCGGACCAAAGAAGCCUUCUUUUCAGAGUUAGGGAAGUCAUCGUUUCCAGCAACCGGCACCCUUGCAAAGGCCAAUGCAAGCACAGGCAAGGUAGAAGAUGAACAGCCUGCUUGGGCUCCAUUAAGAGAUAAUUACAUGCUGACAAGUUCUAGACUAAAGGAUUGGGACAAAAUGCCUGAUAAAAAUGUAUCAGAUGGCAUAGGAAAGACUUCUGAAGAUAGUAGUUCUGAUGAAGAUUAGUGUUUUAUAACUUUAGCAAGCAGUCAUGAGAUAUUUAUAAUGGAACAGGUUGUCAGAUUUUGAAUAUUGGAACUGUUAUAGUUUUUAUUGGCAUAGGAAUAUCUUAGUUACCCCAUACAAUUUUGCUGUCAAUGGUGUACUAAUACUACUAAUUAAUCAUUAGUAUCGGAUUUAAAACAUUAUAUUU
Molecule: messenger RNA, 1344 nt
Organism: Abrus precatorius (Indian licorice)
Lineage: Eukaryota; Viridiplantae; Streptophyta; Magnoliopsida; Fabales; Fabaceae
Product: RRP15-like protein
Exons: 9
Coding region: 177-1157 (326 amino acids)
Biological process (GO): maturation of LSU-rRNA; maturation of 5.8S rRNA
Cellular component (GO): preribosome, large subunit precursor
Source: RefSeq, a predicted model, not a curated record